AUGGUAUUUCUGUGUGGUUCUGUUGAGGUUGUUGAGAAGCAGCCUCAUGUUGCUGAAAUAUAUGCUUCGAUGGUGUUCAGCGUUGAACUGAAGCAACAGAAACUGGAUAGAAGACUUAAACGUCAAGUUGUCUUGGGUAACAACAACAGCACAAGGCUGCUGAAUUCUCAUGAUGAUGAUACUACUACUUCUACUAUCGUUACACCACAUGCUAGGCAAGCGAUGAAGUAUUCCUCCUCGAGACGUAUUGGUGUUGAUGAGAAAAGACCGGGAGAAAAUGCAGAUAUUUUUGGCAUUCUUGAAGCUAUAGAGGCUCAGAAGAGUACCAAUACGGACUAG
Molecule: messenger RNA, 339 nt
Organism: Perkinsus marinus ATCC 50983
Lineage: Eukaryota; Perkinsozoa; Perkinsida; Perkinsidae
Exons: 4
Coding region: 1-339 (112 amino acids)
Source: RefSeq, a predicted model, not a curated record